This is a messenger RNA of Colletotrichum phormii, 2192 nucleotides long. RefSeq lists its product as uncharacterized. Gene Ontology annotation, molecular function: ATP binding; metal ion binding. The record is from RefSeq and is a predicted model, not a curated record. The transcript has a single exon. Bases 337 to 1908 code for a protein of 523 amino acids. NCBI's taxonomy places the organism in Eukaryota, Fungi, Ascomycota, Sordariomycetes, Glomerellales, Glomerellaceae.
UUUUUUUUUUUUUUUUUUUUUUUGCAAUUCAGCAUUCCUCAGCCGCGCUGUGUAUCCUGGGACGAAGAUUGGGACACGCAGCUUAGAAAAGGUUGUUUCAUCUCUUUCCAGCCCAUCUUUGCUCUGUCCGACCGAAUUGGUUUUCCCGUCCCAAUUGGAUGUCGUUGCUUUGCUGCUCUUCCAAACCUGCGACGGUACCACGGAGCGAACUCUUCGUCUCAUCUUCGGUCUCAGCUACCUACCUACCUACAAUUUCCUCUCUUCUUCUGAUACCAAUCCCCUUCCAGUGAAGCAAUAGUCGAUCUUAAAGAAAACCCGGUAGCAAACACCGCGGCCAUGGCAGCCACCUCGGCCGACCCCUUUGGCCAGAUCCUCAAGGACCUAGUCCUCAUCGCCAUCAGCCUCGCCUUCGUCCCCUUAGCCACGACAAUCCUCGUCCUGAGCCAUGCGUGGCAGCGCUUCCUGCGUCCCGGCCAGGCCUUCGAUCCCGCCGCCGCCACAGACCGCCAACAACAACAGCGGCGCACCAUCCUCGUCACCGGCGUCGGUAUGACAAAGGGCCUCACCCUCGCACGACUGUUCCACCAAGCAGGCCACCGCGUCGUGGGCGCCGACUUCUCCCCACACGCCUGCGGCAGCCGAUCCGUCGCCCUCGACGCCUACCACGUCCUCCAGAAACCCGGCCGAGCCGGAGGCGGCGCCGACCCGUACCUCGACUCGGUGCUGCGGAUCGUCGAGCGGGAAAAGGUCGACCUCUGGGUCAGCUGCUCGGGCGUCGGCUCGGCCGUCGAAGACGGCGUCGUCAAGGAGGUCGUCGAGGCCCGCACGCGGUGCCGCGCCGUGCAGCCCGACGUCGCGCGCACCCGGAUUCUGCACGAGAAGGAUUCCUUCAUGGACCACACGCGCGAGACGGGCCUGCGCGUACCAGAGUCGUACCUCGUCACGAGCCGCCACGAGAUGCUAGCCGCGCUCGAGGAGGCGUCGGGGAGCCUGUCAUACGACGAUGACGACGACGACCCCGCGUCCACCGCCAAAACCAAGAAACCGCGCUUCAUCGCCAAGUCGGUGGGCGUCAACGACCGCGGCCGCGGCGACAUGACGCUGCUGCCGCUGCCAACGGAGAAGCAGACGUACGACCACGUCUACCGCCUCGAGUGGCUGGGCCUGUCGGACAAGGAGCCCUGGCUGCUGCAGGAGUUCAUCGACGGCGACGAGUUUUGCACGCACGCGCUCGUGGUCCGCGGGCAGGUGAGGGCGUUUGUGGCGUGUCGCUCGGCGGAGCUGCUGAUGCACUACGUCGCGCUGCCGGCUGCGUCGGCGCUGUCGAGGGCGAUGCUCGAGUUUACGAGGAAGCAGGCUGCGUCGUUUGGGGAGGCGUAUACGGGGCACUUGAGUUUUGAUUUCAUGGUCAGCGGUGAGGAUGUUGCUGCGGCGGCGGCGGAUGGGUGUAAGCCUGAGCAGCUGAAGCUGUAUCCGAUUGAGUGUAACCCGCGGGCGCAUACCGCUGUUGCGUUGUUUGGGGAUACGCCGGAUCUGGUGGAGCAGUACCUGAGCGUCCUAGACGAGGCGGAAACUUCUAGUGGCAGCGGCUCGGAGACAGAUGUGGUGACGCCGAGGAGGCCGGCCAAGUACUACUGGAUCGGGCACGACCUCUUCACGCUGCUGCUGCUCCCCACGGCGAGGCUGCUGCUGUUCAGGAUAUCGAUUGCGGCGUACUGGCGGUCUGUGAGGACGUUUGUCGAGCACGUUCUAUUCUGGAAGGACGGGAUGUUUGAGCUGUGGGAUCCGAUGCCGGCGUGCUGGCUUUAUCACGUUUACUGGCCCAUGACGUUUUGGGACUGCGUUGUGAAUAGGAGGGGCUGGAGCCGGAUCAACGUGAGCACUACAAAGAUGUUUGAGUGCGAUUGAGGAGUUCAGUGUCAGUGUAGAUGCCAUGUCGAUUGACGGUUUUCAAUCCAAGGCCACUUUUUGAAAGUCACAUUAAUGAUUUGAUCAACUUCGUGGAGCUUUUGUGACAGCUUCUAAAUGCUUCCAGGACCCAAAUGCAAAUAGAGCAUAGUUCAGAGAUUAAGACGAACCGUCAAAAUUGCCAAACUUCUGGUCAAGGUGGAUCCGGUGGCCACUGCCUUAAUGAUUCUUACAUGGCAUGUAAUAUCAGAUACUAGAUCUCGGACUCGCCCUUAGUGCCGGGA